Messenger RNA from Vitis riparia (riverbank grape), 1803 nucleotides. RefSeq names its product disease resistance protein RPS2-like. The transcript has 2 exons. The record is from RefSeq and is a predicted model, not a curated record. Lineage: Eukaryota; Viridiplantae; Streptophyta; Magnoliopsida; Vitales; Vitaceae. The coding region runs from base 905 to 1675 and encodes 256 amino acids.
UUUGCAAGGUGGAAAGGGUCUUGCUAAGGCACCAACAGAUGAGGCAUGGGAGGAAGCCACGGAAAUCCAUUUGAUGAAUAAUAAAUUUUCUGAGCUGCCAAGGGGUCCAAAUUGUCCCCAACUCUGUGCAUUGUUCUUACAAAAGAACCCUUUUUUGCGAGUUAUUCCUCCAUCGUUCUUUCAACGUAUGCCUAUGCUCCAAAUCCUAGACUUGUCCCAUACUAAAAUAAGGUCUUUACCACAAUCUCUUUAUGGAUUGUCGCAACUGCAAAGACUCUUUCUGAGAGGCUGUAAACUCUUCAUGGAGUUGCCACCUGAAGUCGGAGAACUUAGUAAUCUUAAGGUGCUUGAUCUCGAGGGGACUGAAAUCAUAAGGCUACCUAUGGAUGUUGGAAAAUUGACAAAUUUAACCUGCUUGAAAAUGUUGUUUUAUGGGGAUAAUGAAAACAAAAAAGAUAACCAAUACUCAAACAGAAUAAUUCCUCAGAGUGUGAUGUCCAAUCUAUCUCAAUUGGAAGAAUUAAUCAUAGAUGUGAAUCCCAAUGAUAAGCAAUGGAAUGCCAAUGUGAAAGAUAUUGUAGAGGAAGUGUGCAGCUUAAACCGGUUGGAGGCUCUUCAACUUUACUUUCCAGAAGUUUCACUUUUGAAUAACUUGAUGGAUGGAUCAUCAAUAAACCUCCUAGGAAUGCACUUUAGAUUUACUGUUGGUAAUCAUAUGAAGCGCAUAAUAUCUCGACUACCACUUGAAGCUGCAGUUAAAUUUGAAGAACAAGAAAGAUGCUUGAAAUAUGUGAAUGGUGAAGGUGUCCCAACUGAAAUUAAGGAGCUACUCCAGCUUGCUACUGCAUUGUUCCUGGAUCGCCAUUUAACUGCCACAAGUUGAUCUGAGUUUGGGAUUAAAAAUAUGGGGAAUCUAAAAUUUUGUGUACUAGGUGAAUGUGCUAAGAUUCAAACCAUUAUAGAUGCAUAUGAUGGAGGAGAUGUUGUACUUGGAUCACUAGAGUACUUGAAUCUUCAUUAUAUGAAGAAUUUAAGGAGCAUUUGGAAGGGGCCACUUAUAUUGGGUUCCCUAUCACAUCUAAAAGCUUUGGUGUUGUAUACAUGCCCCCAAUUGACUACCAUUUUUACUUUGAAUCUGUUUCCUAAACUCUAUGAGUUAGAGGAGCUUGUAGUUGAAGAUUGCCCCAAAAUUGAAAGCAUAGUAAUGACUCCUGAUCCUACUGCUACUGUACUAAUGUUGUGGAGGGGAAGUUAUUUAUUCCCAAAGUUGAGGAAGAUAUCACUUCAUUACAUGCCUAAACUGGUCAGCAUUUCCAAUGGUCUACACAUUUCACCAAGAUUAGAAUGGAUGAGCUUCUAUGAUUGUCCAAGCCUCAAAACUCUUUCCCCAGAGGAAGUUCACAGUAAUGAUUUGAAGGUGAUAAUAGGAGAGGCAAAAUGGUGGAGAGAAUUGAACUGGAACAAAUCAAAAUGGCUUCAGCCACCCAAUCUGGAUGCUAUCUUUCAUCCAAUUGAACAGGACACUUAUUUUGUUACACAUCUAGCAGAAAUUGACGAUCAACUUCAAGCUGGGAUGCAAGAAACAGAGCUUUCUCAACAGUCAGGUCCUGGUGACUCCCUGAAGGCUCCAGCAGUCGAGGAUGGAACAAGCUCAAAGCAGAAGCAAGUUGCUUAGCUUUACCUAUUCUGUACUAGUUAAGCUUGAGCUACAUCUUUAUCAGAAUCAGUCAUGUCAUUGAUCUUGCGGGCUACUUCAGCCCACAAAGCAUGCACCAAACUAGCCACCAUCUACGUCAAUCAAUC